Messenger RNA from Catharus ustulatus (Swainson's thrush), 2258 nucleotides. It is a transcript of the gene YDJC, whose product is annotated as YdjC chitooligosaccharide deacetylase homolog. Bases 211 to 1116 code for a protein of 301 amino acids. The record is from RefSeq and is a predicted model, not a curated record. NCBI's taxonomy places the organism in Eukaryota, Metazoa, Chordata, Aves, Passeriformes, Turdidae. Gene Ontology annotation, molecular function: deacetylase activity. The transcript has 6 exons. Gene Ontology annotation, biological process: carbohydrate metabolic process.
GGCGCUGCGGCGGGGCCGGGCCGUGCUCGCCUCUCCGCCGGAGCUCCCGCCUGGGGCCGCUCGGAGCGCGGGCAGGGGGGAUGCGCGGCCGGGCGGCGCGGGCACAGCUCCGGGGCCAGCGUCCCCCCCGGGGCAGCGGCGGCCGCGGCCGCCCACGCGUGGCGGCCCUGGGACCCGGAGCGGGCCGGAGCGGAGGGAUGACAUCUAAGGAUGCUUCAGGUGAAGCUAAUAAUAACUGGAGAUGACUUCGGCUAUUGUCCUCGGAGAAACCAAGGCAUUGUGGAGUGUUUCCUGGCUGGUGCGAUAUCCAACGUGUCCCUUCUAGUCAACGGAAGUGCUGCAGCAGAUGCAGCCAAGCUGGCAAGGAGACACAACAUCCCAAUAGGCCUGCAUGCCAACCUCUCCGAGGGCUCCCCUGUGUGUGAGGUGCUCAAGACAAACUCUUCUCUGCUCAACCAAGAUGGAUUCUUCCAUGGAAAAAUGGGAUUCAGAACAGCUCUAUCAAAAGGUCUCCUGAAUAUGUCAGAGGUGAAACAGGAGCUAAAGGCCCAGGUGGAGCUGUUCCAUGAGCUGACAGGUCACCUACCUCCUCACAUGGAUGGGCACCAGCACGUCCAUGUCCUCCCAGAGGUCAGGCACGUAUUUGCAGAGGUGUUAGAGGAAUAUGGGAUUCAGUACACACGUGUUCCAAUAGAGCCAGGCCUUCAUAACUGUGACUGGAUUCCACCAUCCCUGAUGGACUUUUACCUGGGAGUAGAAGAAGAUUCUUUUAACACAGUGGAUGUGUUUACAAAGCAUGGAAUAAGGUGGCCAGACAUUUACAUAGGCCUGAGCACCAUGGGCAGGAACAUGUCUGUCAGCAGCAUCCGCAGUGCCCUGGACAGCGCCGUGCUGCAGCUCGGGGCCAGGGCAGCGCCGAGCAGCGCCGGGACCAUCGAACUGAUGGUGCACCCGGGCUACCCCAGUGUCCCACCUGUCGGCGGCUGUGGGGAAGGACCAGAUGAUUUCUCACAGUCCUGGGAACGCCUCCAUGAACUCCAGACAUUAAUUGAGCCGGAGCUGCAGAGCUAUUACAAAAGCAGGAACAUUCAGCUGUGUUCAUUCAAAGAUCUUUAAAUAAAUGAGCAUCCAUCCAUCCAUCCUCUGAAGACAGGCAGUUGCUGACAUCCAGAGAAGCCAGAUCACUGUUAUCAGUGUCUCAGGCCCUGGUACAGCUCGCAGGAGCUGUGAACAGCCUGUGAAUGGACCACCACCACCCUGUGAGCAGCUCUCAGCAGUGCCCAGAGCCCCAGCUGCCAGUUCUGAGGCCACCAUGUCUGCUCAAAAUGUGCCAAACUCCUUCUGUGAUCCCCUCUUCACAGCACCCCAGUGCAGCACACGCUCCCAGGGCUCAGCUUCUGCCAGCAGAGGAGCAGCACAGGGACAGACUUGGCUGUGACACUGCAGCACAGCACCCUGAGGGGUCUGAUCAUUUCUCCUUUCAGACUUGAUGGCAAAACAAGAACUGUGCUGGGGAGCAGGGGCUGCUUUGGAGCAGCCACUCAGCGUAGCUCACCCACAGGAGGCCUGGACAUCUCCAGCAUUUGGUUCUCUGAAAGCAGCCAGUCCCUGCCCUCACUCGUACCUGCUCAUGGUGAGGGGUGCAGGGACACGUCACACGCAGAGCCUUCCUCUGCUCGGAGCAGUCAGGUCACAGAUGCCCCGGUGGCGUCUGCAGCUGCCUCCCAGGAGCCACCUCAGCCGGCAGGAGUUGUGUGUCUGCCUCCUGGCGUUAAGCUCCGCCCCACCCCCCUUCCCCCGGAAAGUAACAUCAGCUGCAGCCCUUCUGGAGAGGCUUCUUAUUUUUUGGAUGACUUUGCAGGAGCAGCAACUGUUGACCCAUCUGCUAUUUCAGUAACUGCUGUGUAUGGGAGCAGCAGCAACUGGUCCUGCACCACCCACUGCCCUCAGGACAGCCACAGGCUGUGCCAGCCACGAGCACGGCUGCGAGUGGAGAAGGUCCCUCCAUUUGUCCCUUUUAUUCCUGUCACCAGAGCAUUCAAACUCCAACAAGCCCCAGAAGUGCUGAUAUGUUCUUAAUUGCAGCCCUGUCAUUCCUGGGAAAAAUUAUUUUAGAUUGUUUAUGCUUAUUCUCUGCACAAGAGUUAUCUAUUUAACAUAAUUGUUCUUGUUAAUCAUGUUUUUUAAUAUAAAAUAUCUAUAUGAUUAUCAUUCUUUUAAAUGAAAAAUAAACUCAGGCCUUUUCUAUUGCAAAGCUU